Molecule: messenger RNA, 1359 nt
Organism: Culex quinquefasciatus (southern house mosquito)
Lineage: Eukaryota; Metazoa; Arthropoda; Insecta; Diptera; Culicidae
Exons: 3
Coding region: 1-1359 (452 amino acids)
Biological process (GO): DNA integration
Molecular function (GO): nucleic acid binding
Source: RefSeq, a predicted model, not a curated record
AUGUUCGUGGCCAACCGCACAUCCAAGAAUCUGCAGUUUCUGUCGCGCAAACACUGGCUCCACAUGUCGCCCAAGAACCACCCGGCCGACUACGCGUCCCGGGGAAUCACGCCGCUUGAGCUGUUUUACGGCCCCAGCUGGCUGAAAGAGAUCAAGAAUUACUGGCGCACUGAACCACUGGGCGAGGUCCAAGAGGAUAAGCUGCUGGAGAUGCGGACUACGAUCCCCUGUCUGUUCGCGAGCGCCGUGCUGCCGCCCUGGUGUGACCACGAAACGCUGAUUUUCCUGCUCACCCGCUACUCGGAUCUGGCUCACAUCUGGGCGUAUCUUGUGCUGGAACAACCGUCUGCGGCUCAACUCUCUGGACCGCUGACGCCGAAGAAGAUCAACGACGCUUGUUUGCAACUGGCGCGAGCGGCUCAACACGACAGCUUCCAGACGGAAAUCGAUUGCCUGGUCAAGAACGCACCGCUUCCAGGCAACAGCAAGCUCAAGACUUUGUUUCCGUUCGUCGACGUAGAUGGCACUCUGCGGGUUGGUGGCCGACUCCAGAACUCCAACCAGCCGUACGACGUGCGCCAUCCUGUGAUCAUCCCGAAAGAGCACCGGUACACGAACUUGCUGCUGUCAGAAGUCCAACUUCGCAACCUGCACGCAGGGCCAACUCUGAUGAUCGCCACACUCAACCAAAGAUAUUGGAUCGUUGGCUGCCAAACCGCGCUGCUGCAGAAUGAAGGCGAAAACCGCGACGCAGCUGAAGCCUGCCUUCCGUACGGACGAACCCGGCUCGUCCUUUCGUGCACUGCGACAGUGAAGGGUUACGUCGUUGCCUUCGUUUGCCUCGCGACCAAGGCAGUGCACCUAGAAGCCGUUUCCGACCUGUCCACGAGCGCGUUCUUGACCGCCCUCAAGCGCAUGUUCGCCCUUCGUGGGAUAAGCAGCGAGAUCUGGUCCGACCGCGGAACCAACUUCGUGGGCGCGGACCGACACAUCCGAGAGCACCUGCAGUCACCUGAGCUCAACCGAGCUGUCAACCAGUACAUGUCGGUCCUCAAGGUGAAGUGGACGUUCAUCACUCCAUCCGCCCCCCACAUGGGAGGAAUCUGGGAAGCGGCGGUGAAGAGUAUGAAGAAGCACCUCCGAGUGGUGCUCGGGAACACGACGCUGACGUACGAGGACCUUUCGACCGUCUUGACGCAGAUCGAGGCGUGCUUGAACUCGCGUCCCUUUUGCAAGCUCUUUGCGUUGCCUGACUCAUACGAGGCCCUCACGCCGGGCCACUUUAUCAUCAACCAGCCGCUCAACCUGCUGCUGGAACCGGACAUCAGCCACAUCAAGAAAGGCCGUCUGGACAUGUGA